Labrus bergylta (ballan wrasse) is the source of this 3581-nucleotide messenger RNA. It is a transcript of the gene lbr, whose product is annotated as lamin B receptor. Gene Ontology annotation, molecular function: Delta14-sterol reductase activity. Gene Ontology annotation, cellular component: nuclear inner membrane. Gene Ontology annotation, biological process: cholesterol biosynthetic process. NCBI's taxonomy places the organism in Eukaryota, Metazoa, Chordata, Actinopteri, Labriformes, Labridae. The record is from RefSeq and is a predicted model, not a curated record.
UGGUGGUUUCGCCCAGAGAGGGAGGGAACGAGCAGUAGCUGUGUCCGUUUUUAAAAUAUACCGCUUAAUAAAUUAAUUCCUCGUCUUUUUAAGGAAUAUUGUGUUCAUCUCUUUUAAUUACUGGGAUUAUUCGCGUAGAAUCAAGGUUAGGAAGGAUGCCAUCUGUGAAGUACCAGAGAGGGGACAUGGUGAUGGGCCGCUGGCCGGGCAGCAGCCUGUAUUACGAAGUGAAGGUGCUGAGCUUCGAUGCCAAAAGUCAGCUUUACACUGUCAUCUACAAGGAUGGAACUGAACUGGAGCUCAGGGAGCAAGACAUCAAGAAUGCAGCUGGUUUCCAGACCCGUUCUCGCUCCCGCUCUCGAUCACCAGGCCGUCGCCGCAGUAGGUCACGCUCCCCGGCAAGGACCACACGGCGUACGUCCUCCCGAACGGCGGCAGCUGUCGCUGCUGCAGCGAUAACAGAGAACGCUCCGUCCUCGCGCAGAGACGCAAGGCUGAAGGAGGCACUCGAAGUCCGGCUCAGUCCCCUGGAUCAGACAAUACCCGCCGAGAACAAUAGCAACAAUAAGCAUGAACAGAAAGAGGAGAAUAACACUGCUAACAAAGUGAAUGAGGUGGAGGCGGAGCCUGAGAAGAACCAAAGCCGAUACAAUCUGCGCCGCAGGAAGGACGACGGAGAUGCCAAACAAGCCGAGGUCAAACCAGAGCAGCUGGAGGAGAAGGAAGCCAAGCUGGCUGCAGCGCCUGCUGCCAUCCCAACCCCGCUCGACUUUGGAGGGAAGAUAGGAGCGUACUUCUGGUUGCUCUUCCUGCCGGCCUGGGUUCUCUUCGUGGUACUCCAAGUAAACUUGGAAGACCCCAGCCUCGCCAACUUCCCCCCUCCUCUGCCCCCCCUCGAAACCUUCUGGGAUGCCCAGGCAUUUGGAUUUGUUGUCCUCUGGAUGUUAUUCCAGGCCUUGAUCUACAUCCUGCCAAUUGGAAGGCUGAGUGAGGGGAUGCCACUUAGGACUGGGGAACGGCUGAAGUACAGAACCAAUGGGUUCUUUGCCAUCCUGUUGAGUUCUGUCCUGGCUGCUGCAGCAGUGCAUCAGGGCUUUGACCUCACCUACAUCCACAGCCACUUCCUGCAGCUGGCCACGGCCUCCUUCCUCAUCUCCGCGCUGCUCAGCAUCUACCUGUUUGUCCGCUCUCGGUACGCUGCCCCAGAGCAUCUGGCAUUUGGGGGGAACUCUGGACAUGUGCUGUAUGACUUUUUCAAAGGACGUGAGCUCAAUCCUCGCGUCAAAAGCUUUGACCUGAAAUUCUUUUGUGAGAUGCGCCCUGGUCUGAUUGGCUGGUGUUUGAUCAACUUUGCGAUGGCGCUGGCUGAGAUGAAGCUGCAGGGUCUGGAUGCUCCAUCAUACUCAAUGAUCCUUGUCAACCUCUUCCAGCUUCUCUAUGUGGUGGACGGCCUCUGGAACGAGGAGGCCAUCCUGACCACCAUGGACUUGAUGCACGAUGGUUUUGGCUUUAUGUUGGCGUUUGGGGAUCUGGUGUGGGUUCCCUUUACUUACACCCUUCAGGCCUACUACCUGGUCAGCCACCCGAACCCGCUGAGUCUCCCUGCCCUCGCAACUAUCGUCACACUCAAACUUGUUGGCUUCUACAUCUUCAGGACAUCCAACUCUCAGAAAAACGCCUUCAGGAGAAACCCGUCAGACCCCAAACUGUCACAUCUGAACACCAUCCCCACGGCGACAGGGAAGAGUCUGCUGGUGUCUGGCUGGUGGGGUGUGGUCCGCCACCCCAACUACCUGGGAGACCUCCUCAUGGCUCUGGCAUGGUCGCUGCCUUGUGGUUUCAGUCACCUCCUUCCAUGGUACUACAUGAUCUACUUCAUCAUCCUACUCGUGCACAGAGACUCCCGCGACAUGACCGAGUGCAGGAGGAAGUACGGCUCGGCGUGGGACGAGUACUGCCGGACUGUCCGCUACCGGAUCAUUCCCGGCGUCUACUAAGAAAAGUGACGGACUCUCGCCCUCUUUGUCCCAGCGUGACGCCUGAGACGCCUCACUAGACAAACCCAAAACAGCCAACGGAUUGACCGACUGAUUUGUAUUUUAGAUUUUAUUUUUUACCAAGAGUUUUUAAAAAAAUCUCCUCUGUGGACUUGAAGGCGCUGCAGAAUAUUUUCAGGAAAACAAAGAUGCUCAUUGGUUUAACGGACUGUUUGAAGAAAUGCCUUCUCUCUUUUUAUUUUUAUCUAAAAAAACCUCCAAAUGUUGGUUCUAAAAGUUUACAAAAUGGGCAAGGAAAAAGAAAAUGCCUCUGCUUGGGACGUCUUGUUAGGAUGUAUAUUUUUGUAUAUACUCAUUUGUUUUUAUACCGCAGGAAAACUCCCAGCGUGCAUCACUUCUGCUCAGUUUCCCUCUCCGCUUCACGACGUUCAGCUCGGCUGUGAUGAAGCGCUGCGUCAGAAUGUCUUCCUGCUACGUGUGUGUGUGUGUGUGUGGUGACGCUGGGGAUUGAUGAUGACUACAGCGGAGCGAGGACUUCGACCUCUCUCAGGACGCGGAUCAGAAACAAAGUGUCUCCAUGAAUUUCUGGUGUAAAAUGUUUUUAUAGAAAUCUAGUUUUGGACUUGAGAGUGUACAAAUGAUUUUGGUGGUUUCAGGAGAGAUGCACUAAUGUGUGUCGGGUAUUUUAUUUUCUUAUAUUAUGGAUUCCAAAGUGUGUUUGAUUUGGCUUUGCUACCUCAGGUUCACUCACUGUCCAGUCCCUCUCCCCCACCCCUGUCUCGUUUCCCCUGUGGGCGACAGUGUGUGACAUUAUGAGUGUGACAUCCCAACUUUAGAAAAAAAACACGAUUUCAACAAUGAUGUUUCUGUCUGUUCUGAACAAGCCUCAGCCCCAUCCUCACUUCACAUUACCACUUUUGUUAUUGCGCUCAUGAAACUUGUAUCUCCCCGCUACUUCCUGGAUCACGUCUUUUAUCGUGACUUGUUUUUUUUUUUGUUGAUUUUUGUUUUCCAUCACUGCCACAUGAAUGAAGCUUUAAUGUUCUCGGUCAUCUGACAUUUCAAAUGAAGUUUAUAAACUGUGACGGCGCGCGGGGCUCGUGAAUGUGCGUGCAUUUAUAACCACUGCUUUUUACAAAUAAGUCUUUUUUUACGCUCGUGCAGCUCAAGGCGAGGUCAGAAGUAGCGACACAGCAACUAGACGUGGUAGCGUUUCUUUUUCUGCUGUGCUGACUGAAAACCAUGUAAAUAUAGUUUGUUUUUAAUCAUGUUGUUUUUCCAACACGUAGCCAUCAUAGUCAUGUUCCUCAUUAGAUAUUUAAUUUUGCUUUUCUUAUUUUGUCAUUUUAAUUUGGACCGGAGAAGUCUGACACCUGUCACCUGAUCACACAGGAAACACGUUCCUGUUUGAACACAUCACUCUUUGUUAAAGAGAGCAAUAAUCUGCUUCUGGGAGAAAACAAUGAAGAGUCUCUUGGUUGAUCGGAUUGUUCCAUGAGGACAAAACACAUCUGUUAUAAAAAAAAAAGAAGCUUAUCUGUACGAAUGUUGCAGCAUGGAAUAAAGAUUUACAGUAUUUCUUUA